Messenger RNA from Apodemus sylvaticus (European woodmouse), 2713 nucleotides. RefSeq names its product acid phosphatase 2, lysosomal (gene Acp2). The record is from RefSeq and is a predicted model, not a curated record. Bases 33 to 1304 code for a protein of 423 amino acids. Gene Ontology annotation, biological process: lysosome organization; dephosphorylation. NCBI's taxonomy places the organism in Eukaryota, Metazoa, Chordata, Mammalia, Rodentia, Muridae. Gene Ontology annotation, cellular component: lysosome. Gene Ontology annotation, molecular function: acid phosphatase activity. The transcript is spliced from 11 exons.
UCCGGCCUCUUGCUACACAGCCUACAACGGUGAUGGCCGGCGGACAGACUGGUUGGAGCCAGGCGGCUCUUCUCCAGUUUCUUCUUGGCAUUUGCCUAACGGUGAUGCCACCCAUACAGGCCCGGAGUCUGCGCUUUGUUACCUUGCUGUAUCGACAUGGAGAUCGGUCACCAGUGAAGACAUAUCCCAAGGACCCCUACCAAGAAGAGAAAUGGCCCCAGGGAUUUGGUCAGCUAACCAAGGAAGGGAUGCUGCAGCACUGGGAGCUGGGCCAGGCCCUGCGGCAACGCUACCACGGCUUUCUGAACACCUCUUACCACAGGCAAGAGGUUUAUGUGCGAAGCACAGACUUUGAUCGUACUCUCAUGAGUGCUGAGGCCAACCUGGCUGGACUCUUCCCUCCCAGUGCAGCUCAGCACUUCAACCCUAACAUCUCAUGGCAGCCCAUCCCUGUCCACACCGUGCCCAUCACUGAAGACAGGUUGCUGAAGUUUCCUUUGGGUCCAUGUCCCCGUUAUGAGCAGCUGCAGAAUGAGACUCGGCAGACCCCAGAGUAUCAGAACAGGAGUAUUCAGAAUGCACAAUUUCUGGACAUGGUGGCCAAUGAGACAGGGUUUACAAACCUGACCCUGGAGACCAUCUGGAAUGUGUAUGACACGCUCUUUUGUGAGCAAACACAUGGGCUGCUCCUGCCGCCCUGGGCCUCACCCCAAACCAUGCAGCGUCUGAGCCAGCUAAAGGAUUUCAGCUUCCUCUUCCUCUUCGGGAUCCAUGAACAAGUGCAGAAGGCCCGGCUUCAGGGGGGAGUUCUGCUGGCUCAGAUAUUGAAGAACCUGACCCUAAUGGCAACUACCUCUCAAUUCCCUAAGCUUCUGGUUUAUUCUGCGCAUGACACUACCCUGGUUGCUCUGCAAAUGGCACUGAAUGUCUACAAUGGGAAACAAGCUCCCUAUGCUUCCUGCCACAUAUUUGAACUGUACCAGGAAGAUAAUGGGAAUUUCUCAGUCGAGAUGUACUUUCGGAAUGACAGUAAGAAGGCACCCUGGCCUCUGAUCCUGCCUGGCUGUCCUCACCGUUGCCCACUGCAGGAUUUCCUUCGCCUCACAGAGCCUGUCAUACCCAAGGACUGGCAGAAGGAGUGCCAGCUAGCAAAUGAUACUGCAGACACAGAGGUGAUUGUGGCAUUGGCUGUCUGUGGCUCCAUCCUCUUCCUUCUAAUAGUGUUGCUCCUCACUGUCCUCUUCCGGAUGCAGGCCCAGCCUCCCGGCUACCACCAUGUUGCAGACAGGGAAGACCAUGCUUGACAACCACUCAGUCCCCUUCCCUCUGCCUCCUAGGGGAGGUGGGCUGAGUCCUCGCUCCCGACUCUUGCUGAUCCGAGCCCAGGGACAGGUUUAGCCUUCCUGAUUACUUAUGCCCAAAUGAAUGAGUGAGGCUCGGCUGGGCACACGACACCUGUGACUCGCCAUCUUCAUGCCUGAUGUUUACCCCGUACUGUGUUGGACACUGGCUUUCUCUAAAUGGGACUUGCCUCUUCUAUACUCCCUAAGGACAUGAGAUAUAGACAAGCAUUCAGGUUUCACUCAAGACCUGGGAUUCAAAAACAAAACAAAAUCACAACAAAAAAUCCCCCAAAAACCUGAAGAAGCUGGUACUUGAUCUGCCUUGCUCUUCCAAGCCUUGCUCUUUAUCUUCUAGCCCACAUCUUUGGCGAGUGGCUUGGAGGACAUUGUCCCUUGGUACUUUUUUAGAGGCAAAAACUGCAAAUCACUAGGAGUGUAAAAUAUGGCUGUCGAGAACCAGGGUCAUCCAACAGCAAAGUUCCCCUUUGGCUGAGGCUACUGUCAGUGUCAACCUCAGGCAGGUCUGAAGGACACUUGUGCUGUUCCUGGAUGACAGUGGGAGGACACAGGUAGGAGUGAAACACAUGGAAUCAUGAAGUGACUCUCCUCAGCUGGGCUGGACUCUUCAGGGACAUGAAGUAAAUGCAGCUGGUGAACCAUAUACCUUGACUGUGGCCCAAAAUAGGGCUGAAGGAGCUCCGAGGAAAUGAAGGUUUGGACUGUGAGUGCUGGUUCUGUGCCUUUUUUCCCUUCCCAUUCCUGACAUCCAAGGAGCACUCUUACCAGGUCAGUACUAGGUCUACUCAGAAGCACUGUUGGGUGUUUGGGUUUUUAGUUAGACACGAAGGAUAUGCUUUUAUUGUCCAUGUCAAGAUUGAACAUAAAAAUUUUAAAAUUCCCUGGUUAUUCUACUACUAUACAUCAGAAAAAAGAAAAGUACCUUGGCUCUAGCAUAAAUUUGGCCUCCAGGUUAGACACAGCAUGGACCCUGAGGGUAGUUGGUUUACUCUUUAAUUUUCUGGAGCAAAAUCUAGAGCAGUAAUGUUUCAGUGUCCUAGUCCCACAGUAUCCCAUGCCACAAGUGUCCCUGCUCCAACCCUAAGAGAACAGCUGCCACUUUUCACAGAACUUGCUCCUGUCUGUGGGAUCCAGUAUCGCUGUCCCACACCAUCUUCAUAGUCUUUUAUGACCUUUCUAUGACCUAUCUUCCUCUUGGUUCCAAAUGAGAAUAUGAUAACCUAGAAGAAACAAGAACUCUGUUUGAUGCUUUCUGUUAUUGGUCUGUCUCAGAGGUUGGGGCUGUCUUGAGGAACUAAAGACUGACAUUGCCAUGACCAAAAUAAAGCCAAAUGAGUGACCUAGGCCAGAGA